Messenger RNA from Penicillium lagena, 420 nucleotides. RefSeq lists its product as uncharacterized. NCBI's taxonomy places the organism in Eukaryota, Fungi, Ascomycota, Eurotiomycetes, Eurotiales, Aspergillaceae. The record is from RefSeq and is a predicted model, not a curated record. Bases 1 to 420 code for a protein of 139 amino acids. The transcript is spliced from 2 exons.
AUGGACCAGGAUGUCGACAUACCCAAAGUCAAGCAACCUGAUAAUGACAAUGAGGUCGACAUGUCCGCUGCAGAAGCCAUCAAAUUAGCUGCCGAAGAAGAAGAUCAUGAUGACGGUGAUCAACGCCACAAAACAGCCAGCAUUGAACUCGGUGAUGAUGACGCCGAUCUCACCGUGCACCUCUCGCGCGCCGAGUCCAGGCUCUACGAUACGGAGGCAGCCGACGGCGACGAAGAAUACGAAGGGGAGGACAGCGAACCUAAGAACUGGUGGUCUGACGAUCCUUUUACACAGUUCAAACUGUGGGCUCGAGCCGAUCAAGAUGUACGCGUUGAACGACGCCGUCGCGGCGGUGCGAAGAUCCUUGUUGAUGAGAAUGGGUUAUUCGGCAAACAACCUAUUUUAUCGUUCAAGCGUUGA